This is a messenger RNA of Cladophialophora psammophila CBS 110553, 1410 nucleotides long. RefSeq lists its product as uncharacterized. The coding region runs from base 1 to 1410 and encodes 469 amino acids. The transcript has 6 exons. The record is from RefSeq and is a predicted model, not a curated record. Gene Ontology annotation, molecular function: FAD binding; oxidoreductase activity. NCBI's taxonomy places the organism in Eukaryota, Fungi, Ascomycota, Eurotiomycetes, Chaetothyriales, Herpotrichiellaceae.
AUGUCUCUUGCUAAAUAUAUUGAGGAGCUGGGGUCGAUCCUGGGUUCCGAAGAAACCAUUCUCCCAUCUUCGGAUCUGUAUAGGGUCGAGUCUUUGCCGUGGGCGGCCCAGAAAGACCUUAAACCUGCAGUGGUCAUUCGUCCCACGAGCAUCAAAUCGUUGAGCAAGGCCUUGGCAUAUCUUUCGAAGACAGACUUGAGCCUUGGAAUUCGAAGUCAAGGCGUUGGCUCUGCUUCAGCAAAGGAUAUCUUGAUAAGCAUGACAGCAUUUGAUGAAGUCGACUUUGACCGGCAGAAUGAAAUUGCGACGGUGGGAGCAGGACAGAGUUGGGGCCAAUACUAUGAGAAGAUCGACAAAAUUGCCCCCGGUUAUGCAACCGUCUCGAUUCGUACGCCCUGCGUUGGCGUGGGCGGAAGCAUCCUAGGUGGUGGAUAUUCCUGGCUCUCCUCGGAAUAUGGUUUGACCUCAGACCCGGCCAAUAUGCUCGAUGCGCAGGUCGUGAAAGUCGACGGAACUGUCCUCUGGGCGUCCGAAGACCCAGAACUGCUCUGGGGAAUAAGAGCGACAAAUGGUGCAUUUGGCGUGAUCUCUCGGUUCAAACUUCGAGCUCGCAAGUAUCAGCUCGAGGUCUGGGGUGGAAACAUCCUGAUCCCGAGGACAGAGCUUAGAGCUGUUGUCAGAGGCAUUGCUGCGAUGGUUGCAAGGCCUCCAAAUCCUAAGGUAGCCUUCUAUCUCUUUAUGAUGAGAAAAGAGCAGUUGACGCAUAUGGGACCCAAAGAGGAUAUGUUGAUGGUCCAUGCGUUUGACGCGCUCGGUGAGACACAUGGCAGAAGUGGCGAUGGCUUUAAAUGGGCCCUAGAUUGCCCAGGGGCAGUUGACACAACCAGGGUAGUUAGUUUGUCGGGGAUGGCCAAACUGCAAGACAAUGUUGGUAAAGCCAAGGGCGCCGCAAACGUUUGGUGGGCGUCAAUAGCAUUAAGCAGGAUGGAUGAGGCGACACUCCUUCGAGCAUUUGACUGGUAUGACAAUGCUGCAGCUUUGCCCGGAGCAGUGGGGAAGCGGGCUUCGCUAUUUUUCGAGUUUUUCACCACGCGAGAUUCUCUGACAUCCAACACCGAUUCCGCUUGGCCGCGUCCUCGAGGGUUCCAGCACAAGAUAACGCUCGGGUCCGGAACGGAUAUCGGGGCGUGCCUUGAGGAUAUCGAGGUGGCGAAGAUGUUGGUGAAGGACGGUCCAGGCCAGAUAGUAAACACUUCUGGGCCAGUUCAAAUAGUACCGAAUGUAAUGGAAGAUUUCCAUGAUCCUAUCGCCCAGGUAUACCGAGAACAUUAUCCGAGACUCCAAGAACUGAAGAAAAGAUAUGAUCCUGACAACAAACUCGGAGGACCUAUUAGAUAUCUGCACUCGUAG